Molecule: messenger RNA, 948 nt
Organism: Glycine soja
Lineage: Eukaryota; Viridiplantae; Streptophyta; Magnoliopsida; Fabales; Fabaceae
Product: lysine-specific demethylase JMJ703-like
Exons: 7
Coding region: 1-948 (315 amino acids)
Biological process (GO): chromatin remodeling
Cellular component (GO): nucleus
Molecular function (GO): histone H3K4me/H3K4me2/H3K4me3 demethylase activity
Source: RefSeq, a predicted model, not a curated record
AUGAAUGACAUUACUGCUUAUAGACAGGAUCCCUCUUUAAAUGCUGGUCGUCCAAAAGGGGCCAUACAUGGAUGUCCAAACUGCAGUAAUUGUGUGAAGGUAACAGCAAGGUGGCAUCCUAGGGAUGCCAUAAGAGGAGUUUUGGAAGAAGCUCCUAUUUUCCACCCAACAGAAGAGGAAUUCAAAGACACACUUAAAUAUAUUGCAAGCAUACGUUCCAAAGCAGAACCUUAUGGAAUUUGCCGUAUUGUCCCUCCUACUUGCUGGAAAUCACCAUGCUCUCUUGAGAAAAAGAACUUAUGGGAAAAGUCUGAAUUUGUUGCUCAGAUUCAGCGAAUUGAUGGACACCAAGUUCAGAAUGCACAAGAAACUACGGCUAGUGCUCGUGGAAAUACAAAAACCAAGAGAAAAGGAGAUGUAAAAGUAGCUUUAGACUCUCAGCUUGGAAUAGAAACACCAGCAUUCCAAAUACCCAGAAUGUUGAAAAAUGUGACUGUCAGUCUGAACCUGUGGGAACCAUCUGUGAAGAAUAUUGAGGGUGAAUAUGGACGGAUUGUUCAAAAUCCAACUGAAGAAAUCAAAGUGCUUCGUAUUAACACUUUGGAGGCUGGAGUUUUUAGCAGUGGAUUUUCCACACUUUCUGAUCCUGUGGAGGCAUGCACUUACCCUGAAUAUUUGAAAUCUGGAUGGAACAUGAAUAAUAUACUUUCACUGUCAGGUUCCCUUCUUUGUUUUGAAAGCUCUGAAGCUUCACGUAAUUUUGCCCCCAAGAUUCACGUGGGAAUGUGCUUUUCUCCACUCAACUGGAAAGUUGAAGAGCACCACUUAUACUCAUUAUCUUAUAUGCAUUUGGGUGAACCAAAAGUGUGGUAUGGAAUCCCAGGAAGAUUUGCUGCUAACUUUGAAACAAUUUGGAAGAAGUAUCUCCCAGAUUUGCAUGCAGGAUAG